AUGGAUACAACCGCGCUGCUGUGCAACAUCUGCCCGAAACGGCCGAAAUUCAGCGAUAUCUCUCACUUAUUGACUCAUGUUGCGUCGAAGGCUCACCUUUCUCACUACUUCAAACUACAAGUCCGCAGCCAUCAGGAAUCCCAGGCUAUUGUCAUUCUCGACGAAUAUGAUCAUUGGUAUAAGUCCAAUAAUCUGGCAAAGUUGCUGUCGGACCGGAUGUCGUCGAAGGAUGUUCGGAAGAAGAAGGCCCAAGGAAAGCCCCCCAGCUAUGAGAUGGCUUGUGGAGUGAAGCGAAGUAGUGGGGGGAGGCUACCCCCAACGACCGCACGUCCUCUGGCUCAUAACGCUUUCCCCGACUACUUGGACCCACGCCUGUCGAGUCCUUAUGUGCACCCACGUUCUGGAGUAGAAAGUGGACCGGCAAACGAGCCUUCACACUUCCAUUCGACGGCACCAUCGGAAGAGAGCAUUCGAGAAUACCAACGGGAAGAUUAUAGCCUCGCACUGAUGACACCACAGGAAGACACUUGCCCACCGAAGCAAGAGUACCCGCUUCCUUUUGAAGACCAGUGGGCCUCUAUGACACAUGCUAGUCCGUACGAACUCGCCCGAAAACCUAUACACAGAACAGCCCCAAGCCCACCAUCCUUGGCACGUCAGCUAAGCUAUGACCCAUUCACCGACGACGCCGACGGUAUUGAAGAAGACAAGGAGAGGGCAGAUGAAAUUGCCCGGCUGAAAGGUGUUCUUUGGCCGGGAAUGGACAUCUUCGAUUCGGCAACGGAGCACAUGAGGCGUAAGCGCAACCAAAAGAAAGAUGAAGCAAUCUUGAAGAUGAUGGAAAAGACGUCGCUGCGUGUCGAACCGACAGAGCUUGUUUUCUCGCCUAGUGGCGUCCUGCGGAAGCAACGUGUGAUUUCAGGCAAUGUUGAAGACAGCAGCCCGUUGAAAGGCGAGACUCCGAUCCCGAAACGGCGAACAAUUCGAACCAAACGUGCGCUUGCUCAAGCUGAUCCGAAUGUUCGACAGGGAGGAAAUAGGAAACGAAGCAAGAAAUCCACCAAGAAAGUAUUGGGAAAGGUCGAUGAAGAUCCGGACUUCCAUGGCCUGCACCUGUUGCAGAGUCCUUUGGCCCAACUGCCUGUCCGUUACAGAAGCCGCUCUCGGGCAGACAGUCUUGACGAUUUCACGCUGACGUUCCGGACUCAGGAAAGCGAAUCUCACCACGGGCUGAAGAUCUUUCACGACAGACAAGCCCCGUACAUGUCUGAUUUGACUCAGAGAUGUGGGGAAAUAGGCUCUGAGGGGCCUUCGUUCAUCGAUCCCGUCUCUCUCCGCCAGGGUGCCCUUGAUCAAAGCUCCCCCCAUUUCGUGUACAGCACCGAACACUCGAUCCAUGGAAGAGGUGCUUUUUCCUCGACAGACAAAGAAAACGUUGAGCCUCUUCUAGAUGGUCAUGACCGAGUUGACUCCCUCGUGGGAUGGAACUCACCGGUCUGUAGACGACAGCCUGCUGCCAACACCGGUUAUCCCCCGCAUUUCUUCUUGGGUGACUCCCAGCAGCAGAUGGGGCUGAGCCCCUUCGACAGUCACGACAGUCUGCUGGGAUACUCAUACAAUCCUUUGACCACUUCGCUUUCGAAUAUACACGAGGAUAACCCUAUAUACUCUGCCGAAGUCAAUCAGUCUUUCAAGUCUCAUUCCACUUUGCGGGGUGCUUCCCCUGACGGGACAAUUUCCGACUUGGAAGAAGAUGAUUUUGAUCGGCUCUAUUUGGACGGAAGCAUCAAUUGA
Molecule: messenger RNA, 1794 nt
Organism: Aspergillus campestris IBT 28561
Lineage: Eukaryota; Fungi; Ascomycota; Eurotiomycetes; Eurotiales; Aspergillaceae
Exons: 1
Coding region: 1-1794 (597 amino acids)
Source: RefSeq, a predicted model, not a curated record